GAUUACACUCCCUAUUCUGAACGACUUAAAUUGCGAAUUUAGUGUGAUGUGGAGGUAACAUUUAUGCAACCCGGAAACUAUUUCGAGCAAGGAUUUACUUCGGGCGAAUUUAACUUCUAAACGUGUAACUGGCAAGAUACUUAGCCCGUAGCAAGUAUGAAGAGUCGUCCUAAUAAUCGAAGGCCGGGUGACCCCCAAGGAAGCGACAUCGAAAGUACCGAACCUCUGAGACUCAACUUGAAAUCUUUUGAUGAUAUGCUGCCACACGUUGGAGAUUUUGGGUUUUAUCAGUGGCUCUUACUAGUCUCGUUAAUUCCAUAUUGUUUUACGUACUCUGUGCUUUAUUUUGGGCAAAUUUUCAUCACUUUGGUUCCUGAAACACAUUGGUGCCACGUUGAUGGAUUAGGAAACUUAACAAUCGAGGAAAGACGUAACGAGAAUAUACCACAGUUAAAUAAAGAUCCACCUUAUGACACUUGUCAACGGUGGAAUGACAGUAAUGCUAAGGACAACAGCUCUUUAGUGAGUUGUACCACUUGGGAGUAUAACUUGACGACGGUUCCGUACAUGAGCUUGGCUGCCGAGCUCGAUUGGGUUUGCGAACGUUCUUACUUGGUCUCCACUGCCCGAUCAAUAUUCUUCUGUGGAUCGAUCGUUGGUGGUAUACUCUUCGGAUGGCUUGCGGACCACAAAGGGCGAAUCCCCGCCCUCGUUAUUUGCAAUGGAGUAGGUUUACUUGCUACAGUAGCCACCGCCUAUGCUAAUUCCUUUUGGAGCUUUGCCUUAAUCAGAUUUUUCGCUGGACUAUCGUUUGACAACUGCAUCAACAUCCCUUUGAUUAUUGUACUGGAGUACGUGGCAGUGAACAAACGUAGUCUAGUCGUUAAUGGUGCCUUUGGAUUUUACUUUGCACUGUCUAGUACAAUUUUACCGUGGAUAGCCUACUUCGUCGCAGACUGGAGAAUUCUAUGCUAUGUGUUUGCAAUUCCACUUCUAAGUGCCAUAGUCACGCCAUGGAUACUUCCAGAAAGUGCCAGGUGGUACUUGGCCUCUGGUAUGGCAGACAAAGUUGUAACAAAACUCAAAAGAAUAGCACUAUUCAAUAAAAAGACUCCAGAUCCUGCUAUUUACGAUGCCUUUAUGACCAAUCAGGAGAAAGGGGACUGUGAGGAGCAAACGGCUACAGUCCUGGACUUAUUUAAAACACGACGCUUGGCAAAACAUACGAUUCUUGUGACUGUGUUCUGGGCACUGAUUGCAUUGGCUUUUGAUGGACACGUUUAUUCCCUGGAAUCGCUAUCAGAAUCCGUAUUUCUGUCAUUUACACUUACAAGCGCAACUGAGUUUCCUGCUGGGAUUCUUCUUAUUCUGAUAUUAGAUCGAUGGGGCAGACGUGCUUGCUCUUUCGUUCCAACAAUUUUGACAGCCGUUUGCAGUUUUUUAAUGAUAUUCAUAACGACAGGUACUGCAUCAUUGGUACUUGCAGUGACUGCUAGGUUUUUCUUGAAUAUGGCAGCAAACAUUGCUCUGCAAUUUGCGGCUGAAGUAUUACCGACACCCGCUCGUGCCCAAGGCGUUGCCCUUGUUCAUAUAUUCGGCAUCAUAGCACAUUCGAUGGCACCUUACGUUGUUGAAAUGGCACACAUAUGGGACAAACUACCUAUGAUAACGCUUACGGUAGUGUCACUUGUAGCAGCAAUUCUAGUGUUGCAUUUACCCGAAACUAUGGGGGAGGACUUACCACAGACCCUUCAAGAAGGUGAAGACUUCGGUAGGGAGCAAAAGUUUUGGUCUGUACCUUGUACUGGAAAAAAGUCUAGGCCAAUUUGAAUAUCCCUACCUUACUAGAUCACACCGUAUAUUAAGUAUUUUGAUUGUGAUAAUGAUAAUAUGAAACGAAAUAAAUACAAACUAGAUGUUCGAACAAGGUGAUAUUCAUGUUAUUAGAUCCGUUGAGUAAUAGCUUUUAUUCUGUGCACUGUUUGAUAUUCUACUAUAGUAUACUGAAAUGCGCUUAGCGUUAGAACAUUUUCUCGCCCAUCCUUCGGUAAUCCGAUUAUGGUGACUAAACUAAUGGAGUAUAUUUUGAAAUCAUUCAACAAUUGAUUAUAAGAGAUUUUGGUGGUUUUAAAUUAAUCCAGCUAUUUCCUCUAACAACCGUUACAGUAUAUGGACAGGCGUGUAAUCUCAGAAAAUUGUUUCUUUAUAUUUCUUAAGUACUCAAUUGCUUUGUAUCAUAAUUCCUGCAUUGAAGUUCUGUCACGCAUACGCAUCCUUAAUUCACAUUUCUAUUAUACGAUACACAUCAUAUGAUAACUUACGUGCUGAGUGAUCUCGUUGUCAGACUUUCAUAUUCAAUAAGAAAACGUCUGUGAAAGACCAGAACAUUUGUACUUACCUGAAUAUACACUACCUGUAAUAAACUAAUAAUUAUACAAAAUGGAACUUACAUUUUUGAA
Molecule: messenger RNA, 2459 nt
Organism: Diprion similis
Lineage: Eukaryota; Metazoa; Arthropoda; Insecta; Hymenoptera; Diprionidae
Product: organic cation transporter protein-like
Exons: 11
Coding region: 157-1830 (557 amino acids)
Biological process (GO): transmembrane transport
Cellular component (GO): membrane
Molecular function (GO): transmembrane transporter activity
Source: RefSeq, a predicted model, not a curated record